AUGCCUUCCUCAACCCCCACCACCGUCUUCAUAACCCGCUCCCUCGGCAGCCGCAUUGCCACCCUCAUCGCCAACAAGCUCAACACCCCGCACCCCGCCUCCGCCACCUCCCGCGCCAACGGCGGCCACCCGCGCAAGAUCCGCAUCGUCAUCCACUCCUCCCCCUUCCUGCGCUGCAUCCAGACCAGCGUCUCAAUCGCCUCCGGCAUCGCGCAGCACCACCACCAGGAGGUCACAAACACCCACUAUGUCCACGCCGACGACGGCGAGCUCACCGUCGACCCCGCUCCGCACGACCGCUCAGAACACCAAUUCGUAAAGCCGCUGCUGCGCCUCGACGCCUGGCUCGGAGAGUGGCUGGCGGAGGACUACUACACGGACAUCACGCCGCCGCCGCCCACACCGCUGCUCGUCGGCUCUGCAAAGGCGGACUACAUCCGCCCCUCCUCUGCUUCUUCCUCGCCCUCAUCACACAUCCACCACCACCACCACACAUCAUCGCUCUACAACAUGUCGUCGCUCGCCGCGGCGCUGCCCACAACGUUUACGGGCGGCUUCGUCGCCCCGACGCCCACCUGGGCCACCUCGCCCAACGGCCCGAUCCCGCGCGGCUACUUCUCGCACGCAAAGGAGUACGCAGACUUCGACAUCGGCUGGGACUCGACCAAGCUCGGCGGCGGCGGCGAGUACAAGGAGGAGUGGACGGCCAUGCACAAGCGCUUCAAGAACGGGUGGAACCGCCUGCUGUGGUACUAUGCCACCGAGGACCAGCACGUGGCCACGGCGCCGACGCAGUGGAAGCGCUGCGCUGCCGGCGAGGUCGUGUCGAAGCCGGCCACACCGACCCCGACACCCGUGAAGGAGCAGCAGGCUACACCUACGCCUACGCCGGUCAACGGAAACCCGACACCGCCGCUCUCAGACUGCGGCGACGACAGCGAUGACAGCGAGAACGACAUCGAGACGGUGCUCAUCCUCGUCACGCACGGCGCCGGCUGCAACGCCCUCAUCGGCGCAAUCACACACCAGCCCGUCCUAAUCGACAUCGGCAUCGCCUCCGUCACCAUGGCCCCACUCCGCCCCCCCCCAACAACAACAACAAACACCGACCUCCCCGCCCACCCCCCCGCAAAAUACUCCCUUCAGAUCGUCGCAAACAACGAACACAUCCGCACGGGCGCCACACCCACCUCCACGCCCCCCGUCUCCCCACACCUGCGCUCCACCACCACGAAGCGCACCGCCGCCACCACAAUCGGCGGAUUCACACUCACGGCCUCCGGCGCCGGAAAAGGCAUGGCCAUGUUCGGGCACGGCAAGCGGAGCGCCAGCACCGCUAGCUCCGGGCCUGCGCCGAAGGGGCUGUGGAGUCGCCCCGUGGACGGCGGCGACAGCCGGCCGACGAGCAAGGAUGAGAGCGUGAGCAGCGGGAGUGGCAUCUUUGGGAGUAGCAGCAUGCUGUUUGGCAGCGCGAUUGAUGGCGGCAGUAGUAGUGAGGAUGAUGAUGAGGGCAGUAGCAGCAUUGCGGAGGAGCCGGCGGCGGGGGCGGCGGGGCUGUGGGGGAGUACGGGGCUUGUGAGGGGCAGUGGGCUGUGGGGUGGUGAUUCGGGCGCUGCCGCUGCUGGGUGGGAGAGGAAGAGGAGGUGGACGGCGUCGACGAGGAGUGAGUUUCAGAAUUAG
Molecule: messenger RNA, 1680 nt
Organism: Morchella importuna
Lineage: Eukaryota; Fungi; Ascomycota; Pezizomycetes; Pezizales; Morchellaceae
Exons: 3
Coding region: 1-1680 (559 amino acids)
Source: RefSeq, a predicted model, not a curated record